Diorhabda sublineata is the source of this 1605-nucleotide messenger RNA. Its product is annotated as acyl-CoA Delta-9 desaturase-like. Gene Ontology annotation, cellular component: endoplasmic reticulum membrane. Gene Ontology annotation, biological process: unsaturated fatty acid biosynthetic process. NCBI's taxonomy places the organism in Eukaryota, Metazoa, Arthropoda, Insecta, Coleoptera, Chrysomelidae. Gene Ontology annotation, molecular function: iron ion binding; stearoyl-CoA 9-desaturase activity. The record is from RefSeq and is a predicted model, not a curated record.
AAGUGAAUCUUGCCUUUAUAUAAUGAAAUAUUGAGAAAACUUUUCCGAAAAAUCGAUGUAAUAGAAUUUCAAAAUGAUAACCAGCUUAACACAUGUAUCCAAAAAAUUUGAAGAGGGAUCUUUGAAACAACCCUUAACAGCAUUAUCUAGUGUUAGAGAAGUGAAAAACAGGAGUAACAAUGUUCGCAGAAAUUCAAAAACCACUUGUAAUAUUGAAGGUUCAAUGAAUAUGAAUGGUGAAACUUCUAUUUGUAACUCAAAAUAUAAUUCGAAUAAAAUAGGGACCAAAAAUUACGAAAAUGAUAAUAUCAUAAAUGAUGUGAGUACAGAAACGGGAAAUAAACAUAAUAACAAGAGUGAAAAUGAAGAAAAACCUAUUCGUUAUUAUAAAAAGUAUAAAGUAUGGCUCUGGGAGUUUGAAACUCCGAUUAUCUGGUAUAGUGUAUUCUUCAUAGUAUUGUGGCACAUUUUAGCUGUCUAUGUUGUACUAACAUAUCCACUAACUGAGAAGAUUUCCUUAGCACUCUAUGCUACAUGGAUUGGGGGAAUGUCAGGAUUCGGUGUAACAGCAGGAGCACAUCGAUAUUUCACACACAGAUCAUUCAAGGCAAAGCUCCCAUUGAAACUAAUUCUUCUCAUGUGUUAUAGUAUUGCAGGCCAAAAUAGUCUUUACGACUGGGUUCGUGACCACAGGGUGCAUCAUAAAUUCACUGAAACCAACGCAGACCCACACAAUGCGAACAGAGGAUUCUUUUUUUCACAUGUAGGUUGGUUGAUGAUGCGCAAACAUCCAGAUGUUAUAAAAAAGGGCAGAACGCUGGAUCUAAGUGAUCUGACAGAGGACCCGCUAGUCGUUUUUCAUGUCAAAUACUGGAUAAUUUUCAAGUUAUUCUUCUGCUUCCUUUUGCCGUCCUCAAUUCCUCCGCUAUUAUGGGGAGAAAGUUGGUAUUUUAGCUUUGCCACUAUUUGCAUUGUUAGGUAUAUCAUAUCUCUAAAUGCCACAUGGGCAGUUAAUAGUUUUGCUCAUUUCUAUGGCAACAGACCCUACGACAAGAGAAUUUACUCAGUAGAAAAUUCUGUCGUUUCCUUUUUCGCUAUGGGAGAGGGCUACCAUAACUACCAUCAUACGUUUCCUUGGGAUUAUAGAGCUGCUGAAUUGGGUCAGAUGUUGAAUGUAACUACACUUUGGUUGAACUUCUUCCAAAAAAUUGGCUGGGCAUAUGAUCUUAAAGCGCCACCCAGUGAACUUAUUAAGAAGGUGGCGAUAAAUCAUGGCGAUGGUACCCAUUAUAAAUGGGGUCAUGAAGUUCCUGAAACAGCAGAUCUGAUUGUGGAAGAAUUUCAGAAAAAACAAUAACAAGAUUUUGUCAGAUUCAAAUUCAAUUUUAUCACUGAAUAUGACUCAUUAUUAUGUAUUUUUUGUUGGCACAAUUAUUUCACUAUUUGUCGUGAAAACAUCAUAGAUAUUCACAUUUAAUUAAUAUAUUCCAUAAAUUUCAAUCAAUAAUUCCUAUGUAAUGAUUUGUUGAGUAGAAAAUUAUUUCUAGAAUUUUAGUAUAUUCAUUUUUAUUGGAUAUAUCUAAAGUUGACCAAUAAAUUAUCAAU